GGUACUCGUCCACCGUACCAUUACAGACAACACAUUGAGAUCAAGAUACGGGAACCGACAAGGAAAACCCAGGAUUUUAAAAUAGAGUAGUACAGUUUGUUGUGAAGUUGCGAAGAAGUUUCGAACAAUCUUCGAAUUUCUAGCUGCCACCACAAUCGUUACAAUAAAGGAGGAAAAACCUACCCACCACUUCAACAUGACAGAAGUUCGACGCUCCGAAUUGGGUGGCCAUUUGGGUCUGUUUGCUCUGAAAGAUUUCUCAGCUGGAGAUGUUAUUCUCGAAGAAAUGCCCGCAGUAACAUUGGCUCCAUCGAAUGAUGAAGUUUCUCAAGAUCUUCUGUUGGAGUGGAAAAGUGGAUCAUCAAAGAAAGGAAGGAACGUUACUGGAAAGCGCAAAACGAUAUGGUCUUCUAUAAAACCGCCGCCUUCGAAGUUGGUACCCAACCAUUUGCGUGGCACUUUCAAGGGAAUGGUGCAAGCAGGCAUCGUUUUCAUGAAAAACUACAAGGAUGAUAUUGGACCAGAAAAGUUAGAGUCAGUCCUUGAACUAUAUCAUCCAGAAGAAAACACAGCCUCAGAUGCAGAAAAAUACAUCAUUAACGUGGCAGAUGAGGCAAUUCUUUAUUUAAAGCAGCACAUAACGACUACAAAAACGACUGGAGCAGUAUUUUCCAAUUUCGAUGACUGGGACAAACUACACAAAGUUCUACUGAUAUGGGCUUGCAAUUCAUUUCAAGGCGGUCGUUUGUAUCUUGAAAUAUCUCGAGUGAACCACAAUUGUAAUCCGAAUGCUUUGAUUCAAACAUCAGGUGUGGAGCACAACGACAACGAAAGCGAUGGUAAGAACGAGGGGCAGAAAUUGAUGGCGGCGACGAAGAUCAAAAAGGGGUCCGAGAUUUUUAUUUCGUACCUUGGUCUGUUCCUCUACACAGACACAGCCACUCGGCGAAAGAAACUAGAACGCACGAAAUUCUUUAUGUGCGUAUGUUCCAGGUGCACCGAAGCGAUAACUAAAGGCGUGGAAGGAGCCGCACAAAUCCCAUGUCUGACUGCUCACCCGCGAAACCAACAGAUGUCACUCGACGAAGACGUCCAAUAUGAUGACGAUCAGACCGUCAAAUACACCUUUUGGGGCUUGCCUGAACAAACGGGAGGGACCGACGAUGACAAAAUACGCAAGGUUCUUCGCAAUGUCAGCGGAAAAGUGGAACUAUUUUUGGACACAUACGACGAUGGACAAUCAAAGAGCGAUGAAAGUAGUGGCGACGACAGCCAGGAAGCGAAAGAUGCCAUUUUAGAAGAGCACGCAAGCCUGGCUUCAACAAUCAUGGGCGACAGACAMUGGACAACCAAUUUGACCUUACUGCUUCAUCUAGACACCCGUUUGAAAGCCAUGUCACAACGCAUGAUAGUCACACAGGAACUCCCCGAGGAGGAGGACAUUGCAGAAGCCAUUGAUAGCUUGCAGCGGAUAUCUCGUUUUGUAGACUCCAUAAACCUGGAUAUAUGUCCAGGGCAUUUGUUAGGGGACGUGACCAUCGGGACUGCCCGAAUGCUUAUUGCGAUGGGGGAUGAAAAAUCACAAAAAUAUGGGGCAGAUUGGUUGUGCAAAAUUGAAGAUUACGUCGAUAAAUUUGCGAACAAAGGUGUGCAGAAAGUUGUAUCAGUGUUGAAGGUUGCAUGGAAGAAACACAACCGAUCCAAUGAUGACGCUGAUGUCGAAUCCCCGACUAAGAAGAAAAAGGCAAAGGUUGUUUAAUGAUUAACACAUGGCAUGAUUUGCUGCAUAUUAUGCUGUACGAGAAUGCAUGCUACUAAGCAACAAAUAGAAUACAACAAAAAAUUAACA
Messenger RNA from Pseudo-nitzschia multistriata, 1849 nucleotides. Lineage: Eukaryota; Bacillariophyta; Bacillariophyceae; Bacillariales; Bacillariaceae. The record is from the annotation of a GenBank genome assembly.